CGAGAAGAGCCGUGCAGGCCGGAAACAUGGCGGCUCCCAGUCCCCGGGAGUCCAAGGCCCCGUCGGCUACGAGCGCAGCCAAGUCCGACGAGGAGAUGGUGCUGCCGGGAUUUCCGGACGCAGACAGCUUCGUGAAGUUUGCUCUUGGAUCAGUGGUAGCAGUCACCAAAGCGUCUGGGGGUCUACCACAGUUUGGCGAUGAGUAUGAUUUUUACCGAAGUUUUCCUGGCUUCCAGGCAUUUUGUGAAACACAGGGAGACAGGUUGCUUCAGUGCAUGAGUACGGUAAUGCAGUACCACGGGUGUCGAAGCAACAUUAAGGACCGAAGUAAAGUUACUGAGUUGGAGGACAAGUUUGAUUUACUUGUGGAUGCCAAUGAUGUUAUUCUGGAAAGAGUGGGUAUUUUACUGGACGAAGCAUCAGGUGUGAAUAAGAAUCAACAGCCCAUCCUCCCUGCAGGAUUGCAGGUCCCCAAAACAAUAGUGUCCAGCUGGAACCGUAAGGCAGGAGAAUACAGCAAAAAAACAAAAUCUGAAACUUUUCGGCUGCUUCAUGCAAAAAACAUCAUCCGACCUCAGCUUAAAUUCCGAGAGAAGAUUGACAAUUCCAACACGCCAUUUCUUCCUAAAAUCUUCACCAAGCCCAAUGCUCAGAAACCCCUCCCUCAGGCUCUCUCUAAAGAAAAGCGAGAGCGCCCACAAGAUCGUCCUGAGGACUUGGAUGUUCCCCCAGCUCUGGCAGAUUUCAUCCAUCAGCAGAGAACCCAGCAGGUGGAGCAGGACAUGUUUGCACAUCCUUAUCAAUAUGAACUAGAUCACUUUACUCUACCGGAUUCAGUCCUUCAAAAGCCACAACCCCAGUUAUAUAGACCUGUAGGAGAAACACCCUGCCAUUUUGUAUCAUCCCUGGAUGAACUCGUGGAACUCAACGAAAAGCUCUUGAAUUGUCAAGAAUUCGCUGUGGACUUGGAGCACCACUCUUACAGGAGCUUCCUGGGGCUGACCUGCCUGAUGCAGAUUUCUACCCGAACAGAAGACUUCAUCGUUGACACCCUGGAGCUUCGAAGCGACAUGUACAUCCUCAAUGAGAGCUUCACUGACCCAGCUAUUGUUAAGGUCUUCCAUGGUGCCGAUUCAGACAUAGAAUGGCUACAGAAGGACUUCGGGUUGUACGUGGUGAACAUGUUUGACACCCAUCAGGCCGCGCGCCUUCUCAACCUGGGCAGACACUCUCUCGAUCACCUGCUCAAGCUCUACUGCAACGUGGACUCCAACAAGCAGUACCAGCUGGCUGAUUGGAGAAUUCGGCCGCUGCCCGAGGAAAUGCUCAGCUAUGCCCGAGAUGACACCCAUUACCUGCUUUACAUUUACGAUAAGAUGAGGCUGGAACUGUGGGAGCGGGGCAACGGGCAGCCCACGCAGCUGCAGGUGGCAUGGCAGCGGAGCCGGGAUGUCUGCCUCAAGAAAUUCGUCAAACCUAUCUUCACGGACGAGUCCUACCUGGAACUCUACAGGAAGCAAAAGAAGCACCUCAACACACAGCAGUUGACAGCCUUCCAGCUGCUGUUUGCCUGGAGAGAUAAAACCGCUCGGAGGGAAGAUGAAAGCUAUGGAUAUGUACUGCCAAACCACAUGAUGCUGAAGAUAGCUGAAGAGCUGCCUAAGGAGCCUCAGGGCAUCAUAGCUUGCUGUAACCCUGUACCACCUCUUGUACGGCAGCAGAUCAAUGAAAUGCAUCUUCUAAUCCAGCAGGCUCGAGAGAUGCCUCUGCUCAAGUCUGAAGUUGCAGCUGGAGUGAAGAAGAGAGGCCCACUGCCCAAUCCCGAGAAAUUGGAGAAUGUUCUCUUUGGACCUCAUGACUGCUCCCACGCCCCUUCCGAUGGCUCUCCUGUCACCCCAACCAACGGGCCCGUGCCAGCGCAGAAGCAGGCAAGCCUCUUCCAUGACGGGAGAGAAGAGGAAGAGGAGGAGGCCCUGCUGGGUCCCCAGUGCCUUAUCGCCACUGCCGUCAUCACCUUAUUUAACGAACCUAGUGCUGAAGAAAAUGGAAAGGGUGCAUUAACAGUUGCACAGAAAAAAGCCCAAAAUAUAAUGGAGUCCUUUGAAAAUCCAUUUAGGAUGUUUCUGCCUUCAGUCGAACACCAUGCGCACAUUUCUCAGGCAGCAAAGUUUGAUCCAUCAUCGAAAAUCUAUGAACAUUAUGAAUAAGAAUAAGAAAACACCUUCCCUGGAUCCCCAUGAGAUGCUCCUGGGAGCCAGCGUGUUAAUUGUCUCUUAAAAGCCUGCUUCCUCCCUGCAGGAAGCACCUGCUUUGACCAGAUGGGUGGCCUGGCCCCCUCUGCUCUUUCAUUAGGCAGCGAGACUCAGGCCCAAACCCUGACGGGCCUCAGCCCUGUUGCUGGUGAUUAGCUUGUGGUUUUUAAAGAUGGGGAGUCAAGUGGAGGUUUUGCCUUCAAGUGGCACAUCCAGCCCCCAUACACCUCUUACCUGCCGUGCUUACCUUUAAUACCACCUGGAUGUGCUCUAAAUGCCCCAGGUAAAUGUGGUGUCGUAAAGAAGCCCACCAGGCUUGCAGAGGCCCUGCCUUGAGUCCCAGCUCCACCAUUUACUAACCGUGUCCCCGCAGACGAGUUAUUGAGUUCUCUGAGCCUGUUUCCUGUCUCUAAAGUGGGGUGAUGAUACUAUUGUCCCAAGAUUGUAGCAGGGACUGGAUGAGAUGAUGGAUAUGAAAGCAUCGGCCCAGUGCCUCCUGGAACACAGUUGUACUUCUCCUUAAUAAGUAUUUUAUAAAUAAAACCAGCAUGAGAUUUUAUUUUUUGUGUCAUCCGAUUUGGAAUUUAUGACUUAGCAUGUGUGCAGUUACCAGGUUAGCCUGCCCUGCGUCACCUCAUUAAAAAAAAUAAAGCAUUCCUAGGUGGCUGAGUUUUGGAGUUUUUUUG
Molecule: messenger RNA, 2938 nt
Organism: Hipposideros armiger (great roundleaf bat)
Lineage: Eukaryota; Metazoa; Chordata; Mammalia; Chiroptera; Hipposideridae
Gene: EXOSC10
Product: exosome component 10
Exons: 20
Coding region: 27-2207 (726 amino acids)
Biological process (GO): TRAMP-dependent tRNA surveillance pathway; exonucleolytic trimming to generate mature 3'-end of 5.8S rRNA from tricistronic rRNA transcript (SSU-rRNA, 5.8S rRNA, LSU-rRNA); histone mRNA catabolic process
Cellular component (GO): nuclear exosome (RNase complex); nucleolus
Molecular function (GO): nucleotide binding; 3'-5'-RNA exonuclease activity; single-stranded RNA binding
Source: RefSeq, a predicted model, not a curated record